Messenger RNA from Fomitopsis serialis, 1321 nucleotides. RefSeq lists its product as uncharacterized. The transcript has 6 exons. Bases 171 to 1265 code for a protein of 364 amino acids. The record is from RefSeq and is a predicted model, not a curated record. Lineage: Eukaryota; Fungi; Basidiomycota; Agaricomycetes; Polyporales; Fomitopsidaceae.
CAGAUCCAGCCAUCGAGGCCGAGCCGCCGUCUGGGGAAGUGCGUCGCUCAGCUUGAACCUCCACCACCACCACCCACGCCAGCCCGCGGUGAGGCAAACAUGGACAGGAAGCUCUCACUGCCGGAGUUCCUCAAGGUGCUGACUACCAACACGUGCCGGCGACCAAGGCCAUGGGCGUUGCAGGGAAAUUGUACAAGACACAUAACACGCCCUCGCAGCUCGGGCAGCUCACUGACGGCAAGCUGAAGGCCGCUGGAGUGGACGAUAAGGAGGUUCGCAAGCUGGUAUUGGCGGCUAUCCGUAAAUCGGGCUACAAGGCCCCAGCUGCGGGUGCCUCGUCGCGCAACGCGGCCCAGAAUACCAGCUCUCCCGGCACCGCAGAUCCACCAGCUGCAUCCACCAGUGCCCAGGCCGAGCGGCCCAAGCAGAAGCGCAAGCGAGAUGACGAUCUGAACGAGUUCCUGCCUGACAGGCCCCCAGAUGAUGGUGAGCUCUACGGCAGCUUGGAGUUCAAGGAGGAGCUCGAUGAAACGAUCCUCACGAAGAAGUCCACUUUGGUGAACCGUGCCCCGAUCAUGAUGGCAUGGGCCUUUGUCGUGGCUGAACGGCUGGGGUUCCAGCGCGAGGAGGCUCUGAGUAUAGCAUCGGUAUACACGGAGAUGAAUGCUAUUACAAAAGGUGUAUCCCUCGGCAUCUUCGACAAGAGCAAGGGCAAGGGGGUGGAGGCCGCCCAGCGCGGCUCACAGCCGUACGUGGACCUCAUGGGUCGACGACCCCUCUACCAGACAGCAAAUGGCUCUUGGCGAGCUCUCUCCUCCGGCACGCCUGUCGCGCCCUCCUCAGCAUUUUCGUAUAUCACCCGUGCCUUACGACAGACCGCACCGCACGUCCUCGGUGCACUCCGCCUCCUGGCCAAUAGCUACGCCCCAACGGAACUCAGCCGCGCAGGCUUCGCCCUCUAUGCUGACUUCCGGCCGGACGUACAGGGGUGGGGCGGCCGUGCUGAGGUGCGCUGUGCGACCAUUCUUGGGCUGAGGAACAAGGACGUGAAGAAGGAGGACGAGGAGGCGCCGCUCAGCAACGUGCAGGACAUUGUGAAGAUCGAGCCUGCCAACGGGGAGUCUGGAGGCGAGUUGGCCCCGUCAGGGCUCGUCGAGCCGCCCAAUAAGAAGCAACACAUAGCGGCUAUUGACGACGAGUAUGAGGCGGCAUUGGAUGAUCCAAUAUUUGAUGACGCCGAACUCAACCUGGAAGGCUUCCCUUGAUGCCCGCGGCCAAAUUACUAACGUGCAUGACGAGCUUGCCGUUCGCACAACAGAUC